AUGGAGGACGGAGGCCAAGCUCAGCGGGCCUGGGCAUCGAAUCCACCAACCGCCUUCAUCUUCCUCAUCACUGUUUUCGCCUUUUUCUUACCAAUUCUAAUUUAUUUCCCUCCUUUCCCUCCUUCCAAGAGGGACGCACUUCUCGAAACACACCACAAUGCGGGCCGAUCCGUCCCGGUAACGGCCGAGGGUACGGCUAGGAACAACGCAAAGGACGGAGUAGAAAAAUCACCAAGAACAUCAACCGAUGGCGGCCGUAUUCGCAGCCUCUGGAUCUACCCGAUCAAGUCCUGCCGCGGCAUCGAACUCCGCCAGAGCCGCGUGCUCCCCACGGGGCUCGAGUUCGACCGCCUCUACAUGUUCGCCCAGCUCCGGAGCCCCUUCCCUGCCCCGAGCUCACCAUCCGCCGACGGCAGCGGUCCUGUCGACCACACCUGGCACUUCAUCACCCAGCGCCAGUUCCCGCUCUUGGCAACAGUGCAGGUCGACCUUUUUGUGCCCAAGGGGGAAGCGGACAGCGACAAGGCCGCGUCUGAGGCGUUUUUGUUGGUGCGGUUUCCCUGGAAGGAACGUGGGCUGCGUGGCGUUCUAGAAUCGGCAGCUGCUAAGCUGGCCCGCGGAUGGCGGGCACAGUCGGAGAAGGAAUUCGUGCUCCCCGUGGCGUUUCCUGACGUAGAGGUCGAGGAGAGUCAACCCCGCGGGUACACUCAUGAGAAAGUGACUAUUUGGCGCGACACGGUCAGCGCGCUGAACAUGGAGGCGGAGCUACCUCGGGAGCUGCGCUUGUACUUGGGGGUGAGCAACCGGCUCGGCCUUUUCCGUGUUGACCCGGCCCGAUUGCGCGAAGUCCGCCGAUGCGCGCCGACGCCGGCCGAGGCCGGAUACCAACCUGUAGCUGGGUUUCAGGAUGCGUAUCCCCUGCACCUCCUGAAUCUCAAGAGCGUCCAUGACUUUGAUGCCAAGAUCGACAAGGACAAAGACCUCCAAGAGCUGGACCCUAGGAGGUUUCGGGCUAACAUUAUCGUGGACAACAACGACGAUAGCAGCCCCUAUGACGAGGAGACCUGGAAGAAAAUCCGAUUCACCCCCGAGCCCGGCAAUCGCAAGGACAGCAACGGUAGCAAUGGCGAGAAACUUGACACUUCUACAUUCCACGUGUCCUGUCGGACCGUUCGCUGCAAAAUGCCCAAUGUGGACCAGGACAGCGGUUAUCGGCACCCUGUGCAGCCAGAUAAGGCCCUGAGAAAGUUUCGAGAGGUUGACGAAGGCGCUAAACGCAUGGGGUGCUUGGGCAUGCAAGUGACGCCCUUGUUUACUAACCCCGGCCUACCGGAAGGGCGUAAGAGUUGGGUGGAGGUUGGGAUGUCCGUUGAAGUGCUCGAGCGAGGACAUCAUGUGUACAUAUUGCAAUAG
Molecule: messenger RNA, 1413 nt
Organism: Dichotomopilus funicola
Lineage: Eukaryota; Fungi; Ascomycota; Sordariomycetes; Sordariales; Chaetomiaceae
Exons: 6
Coding region: 1-1413 (470 amino acids)
Molecular function (GO): pyridoxal phosphate binding; molybdenum ion binding; catalytic activity
Source: RefSeq, a predicted model, not a curated record